Chiloscyllium plagiosum (whitespotted bambooshark) is the source of this 1429-nucleotide messenger RNA. RefSeq names its product caveolin 2 (gene cav2). Gene Ontology annotation, cellular component: sarcolemma; focal adhesion; cytoplasmic vesicle. Gene Ontology annotation, molecular function: molecular adaptor activity; protein kinase binding. NCBI's taxonomy places the organism in Eukaryota, Metazoa, Chordata, Chondrichthyes, Orectolobiformes, Hemiscylliidae. Gene Ontology annotation, biological process: regulation of cytosolic calcium ion concentration; insulin receptor signaling pathway; cell differentiation. The record is from RefSeq and is a predicted model, not a curated record.
AAGGGAGUUCUGAGGCUGUUUGAUGGAGGCCGUGAUAAAGUCGCCUGCUUUGGCUGAGUGAGAGGAGCGCCCAGCGGGCGUGGCUCAGCGAGAGCCGCAAGGUCCCGGGCAGAGCAGCAGCGAGAGCUGGGAACAAGGAAGGGAAGCCGAAUCGGAAGGUGGGGAGGGGAAAGGGAAUUAAAAAACACACACACAACACACACAAAUGGGCAAGGAAACGGGGACAAUGGAGAGCGCGGUGAAGUUUGAGGAUGACGAAUUUUUAAAACCGAUCAGAGUGCUUCCGGACCGGGAAGGAACACCGCCCGAGGAGAGGGGGCACCACAAGCGAGACCCCCACGGGGUAAACACUCAUGUGAAGGUUUGUUUCGAAGAUGUGAUCGCAGAACCUGCUGCCACGCAAAGUUUCGACGGAGUCUGGAUUUGCAGCCACGUCUCGUUCGAGUUCACUAAGUUCGUGCUGUACAAAGUGCUCACUCUGGUUCUCGCCAUCCCCCUCGCCUUCGUCAUUGGCAUUCUCUUCGCAAUCCUAAGUUACAUCCACAUUUGGUUUCUUAUGCCCAUUGUGAAGACAUUUAUGAUUAUCCUGCCCUCCUGUAAAACCAUCUGGAAAACGAUCAUGGACAUGUUUGUUUCUCCUCUGUAUCAGAGCAUUGGACGCUGCUUCUCUGCCAUCAAUUUGCGCUUCACUCGAGCUUAAGAAAAUAAGAAAAAAAUGAUUGGUAAUCAAAGAGGACAACCGUUACACAAAAGAAUUUCUUCCAGAUGUUAAAAAAAGACUAACAUUAGCUAUUCUUCUAUUUUUCAUUCCAAAUACACUUCUUCAGAAAACGCUUGACAUCUUUUUUAAAAGUAUAAUACGCACUUUUACAAAUAGUUUAUUUAGAAACAUGCAUACUAUAUAAUUUAAAUUUUCUAUUAUGCACCAGGAUGCACAUUGUCUCUGGUAAUAAAUAAGGAAGGUUUUACAAAGAUAUUGCUGUGCAAUAAUUACAUUUUGUAUUAUAUAUGCCCUCAAUACGGUUUUGUUAAAGCAAAGUCUGAUCAUUUAAAAAGAAACAACGAAACAACUCUAAACUUUUUGAGGUUUGUAAAUAGAUUUAUUCAGUAAUUAUUCUGUCAGUUGAAGAUGUUGCAGGGCAAAGCUAGAUAAAUAUUAUUUUUACAAUGGCUUCAGGUUCAACAAUAAUUGUGUUGAGGCUGUAUUGUUUGCAAAAUUAACAAGAUUUACAUAAUAAUCAAUCAUAAAAAAAUCUUAUGGUACAUAAUAUAUUUUCAAAAUACUUCCCUAGACUUAACCAAUAUGACGAGGGACUUGUGUAGUUUGUAUACUUACCUCACUAGCUGGUGCGUUGCUUAUCUAUUAGGAGAAAGUGAGGACUGCAGAUGCUGGAGAUCAGAGCUGAAAAAUGUGUUGCUGGAAAAGUGC